This is a messenger RNA of Neurospora tetraspora, 522 nucleotides long. Its product is annotated as cytochrome b5-like heme/steroid binding domain-containing protein. The transcript is spliced from 2 exons. The record is from RefSeq and is a predicted model, not a curated record. Gene Ontology annotation, cellular component: endoplasmic reticulum; endomembrane system; membrane. Bases 1 to 522 code for a protein of 173 amino acids. NCBI's taxonomy places the organism in Eukaryota, Fungi, Ascomycota, Sordariomycetes, Sordariales, Sordariaceae.
AUGGACUACGUCGAGAACAGAAUGGCCCAGGAAGCCGCCAAGCAGACCGGCAGUGCCGAGUCCUUCGUCACCCCCCUCAACCUCGUCCUCCUCGGCAUGCUCCUCUACACGGCCUACAGCUGGCUGAGGCCCCAUAGCCCGGCCACCAUUCCCAAGGAAGAGCCCGCCGUCGUGUUCAGAACCUUCACCCCGAGGACGCUGCUGCCGUACAACGGCGAGAAUGACAUGCCCGUCUACCUGGCCGUGCGUGGUCGCGUCUUCGAUGUCACCCGCGGUCGCAACUUCUACGGCCCCGGCGGUCCCUAUGCCAACUUUGCCGGUCGUGACGCCUCCCGCGGUCUCGCCUGCGGUAGCUUCGACGAGGAGAUGCUUACCAAGGACCUUGACGGCCCGCUUGACACUCUGAGCGAUCUUGACAAGGAUCAGCUGGAAGCGCUCCAGGGCUGGGAAGAAAGGUUCCUUGAGAAGUACCUCGUUGUUGGCAAGCUGGUGGCUGCUGGCGAGGAGGACAAGGCUGAGUAG